UUAGUGAUACUGAAUGUGAGAAUGAGGACCUUUUAUAAUUUUUUAAAUUUUUUAAUUCUAUUAAUAUUAAAAUCUCGAGAUAUUUCCACGAAUAAAUGAUAUGAGAUUUUGAUUAUUACCUCCAUCAUCGUCAUCAUUAUUAUUAUUAUUGAACAAUAUAUUUUUUUCCAAAAUCAUUUUUCAUUUAUAUCAUUCUUCUCCAUCUGUAGACUCUACUUUUCUUUUCCAUUCAUAUAACUGGAAUUUCAUCAAUCUUAGGAUCACGAAAUUUUAUCGUAAAGAAUUACGAUCAAAUUAAUUUAUUUUCACGAUCAAUUUCAAUUACUGAGGAGGAGACCCAAUUUUAUAUCAAUUUUAUAUUUAUUUUGAUUUUUGGACAUUCAGAGGUUUAUAUUUCAAUUGAUUUAACACCAGGAUUUGGUUUG
This is a messenger RNA of Heterotrigona itama, 425 nucleotides long. Lineage: Eukaryota; Metazoa; Arthropoda; Insecta; Hymenoptera; Apidae. The record is from the annotation of a GenBank genome assembly.